Sinocyclocheilus grahami is the source of this 633-nucleotide messenger RNA. RefSeq names its product NADP-dependent oxidoreductase domain-containing protein 1-like. Bases 70 to 486 code for a protein of 138 amino acids. NCBI's taxonomy places the organism in Eukaryota, Metazoa, Chordata, Actinopteri, Cypriniformes, Cyprinidae. The record is from RefSeq and is a predicted model, not a curated record. The transcript has 3 exons.
AAAGUGAACGCUGAGAAUGGCUGCGCUGCUAAAGCACAUCGGUGUGUUGGCGUAGUGGGAGGAGGACUCAUGGGCAGACAGCUGGCGACGGCUUUACUGCGUGCAUCCAGCCUCGAGCCUCGCCACAUCAACAUCUCAACCAGAAGACCUGAGACAUUAGGCGGCCUCUUCCUGGAUCAGAGAUGGGUAUCUGCUGUGCUCUACAGUCUCCUCAACAUGUGCACGGCUCAGAAGCUGGGCGCCGGAAAGACUCUUCGGCUGCUAAACGGGCUGUUUGAGACAAACACGUUUACUUAUCACAGUCUUGUAAAUUCACCCAGUGCAUCUGAUCUCAAUAGCCCUGAUGACCUUUUUCCGUGGAUGAGUUUGGUUGAUGCACAAACUAAAGACACUCCAUUGACUGAUUUGGUGUUGAGAGAUAAAGGUUUGCGAGACUGCUUUUCAGUUAUGUACUACAAUGUAUUCUCAAACUUAGCAGAAGGAUAGGACAUCAUUUUGUUCAGUUCAAUGAGACGGCAAUUAAAUUGUGCAACAUUUAAAUUUGAGUGUGUACAUUUUUGUGUUCGUGUUCAAUCUGUUUAUCUUUAACCAGCAGGUGUUUGUAAGGUGAAGUCUAAAAUAAGUGUUAAUUAA